Messenger RNA from Liolophura sinensis, 1386 nucleotides. RefSeq names its product pirin-like. Lineage: Eukaryota; Metazoa; Mollusca; Polyplacophora; Chitonida; Chitonidae. The transcript has 9 exons. Gene Ontology annotation, biological process: monocyte differentiation. Gene Ontology annotation, molecular function: quercetin 2,3-dioxygenase activity. Bases 226 to 1095 code for a protein of 289 amino acids. The record is from RefSeq and is a predicted model, not a curated record. Gene Ontology annotation, cellular component: nucleus.
AACCGUGAAGCUCUGCUGGUAAAAAGUCACUUCGUCAGUGUUUGUGCAUUUAUGAAUUGGUACUACGCAGACGUAGUAAGUAAAGAAUCACCCCAGGACAUACUGGAUAGGCUUAGAGGGACUUUGGUUGUUAUAACCUAGAGUUUGUUAGCCUUGUCAGGCUGUGCAUUUACGCAGUCACAGACAGAUAGGGCAUCUCUGUGUAACAUCUACUCCCUAUCAGCCAUGUCCCGCUCUGUGGUACAGAGUGUGAUAAGUGUCGAGCAGGAUGAAGGAGUUGGGGCCAGAGUGCGCAGAAGUGUGGGGCGAUCUGAGUUGAGAAGCUUGGACCCCUUCCUCAUGCUGGAUGAGUUCAGAGUUACUUCCCCUGCUGGGUUUCCUGAUCACCCUCACCGAGGCUUUGAAACUGUGACAUACAUGUUAAAAGGCUCAAGCAGGCAUGAGGAUUUCUGUGGACACAAAGGAACUAUAAAAGCAGGAGAUUUACAGUGGAUGACAGCGGGGCGGGGUAUAGUUCACUGUGAGAUGCCUCAUGGUGCUGAGGAGGCUCAUGGCCUACAACUGUGGGUGAAUUUAGCUCAGAAGGACAAGAUGGUCAAACCGGUUUAUCAGGAGUUGCUCAGUAAGGAUAUACCAGUGGCUACUAAAGAUGGGGUUACCGUCAAGGUCAUCGCAGGGGAGUCAUUUGGAAUCAAGUCGCCUGUGUACACAAGAACUCCAACUCUGUACCUAGAUUUCCACAUGUCCCCAGGGUCUAGAAUGAGUCAGCCCAUUCCCUCAGGGUGGAAUGCUUUUGUUUACAUGCUCUCAGGAACAGCCCACUUUGGGCCCUCAGAAUCUCAGUCAGAAGGCCUGCCUCAUCAUACCUUAGUCCUAGGGGAUGGGCAGAGACUGGAGGUGGAGAACAAGUCAUCAGAGAAAUGCCACUUUGUGUUGAUUGGAGGGCAACCUUUGAAUGAACCAGUUGUGCAGCACGGACCCUUUGUCAUGAAUACUCAGCAGGAAAUUCAGCAAGCCAUAGCUGACUACCAGCGGGCUAAAAAUGGGUUUGAAAAUGCAAAGUCAUGGGAAUCUGAUUAUGUGAAAAGUCGCUAACCUACCUGUAGGCUGUUUAGUUUUAUGGAUGAAUUGAAACAAAACAUGACAGAGGUCAUUUGGGGUCCGUAAAUACUCAUAUUUAUUAACAUAUAUUCCUACAUUUAUACAUGUACGUGCUAUUAGAAGCAUGGUUGUGUAAUGAAAAUUUUAUGAUUCGCUGGAUUUCUGUCAUAAAUGCUGUUAGACUGAUAUUUGUCUUGAACAUUUUUGAGUGGAGUUUUAUUUAUGUGAUUUAACAAGAUUUAAAUUACUGUGAUAAUAAUCGUUCUUAUAAAAUUUUGACUUAUU